This is a messenger RNA of Corvus hawaiiensis (hawaiian crow), 1025 nucleotides long. It is a transcript of the gene NPPC, whose product is annotated as natriuretic peptide C. Gene Ontology annotation, cellular component: extracellular region. The coding region runs from base 160 to 561 and encodes 133 amino acids. The transcript has 3 exons. Gene Ontology annotation, biological process: cGMP biosynthetic process; receptor guanylyl cyclase signaling pathway. The record is from RefSeq and is a predicted model, not a curated record. Gene Ontology annotation, molecular function: hormone receptor binding; hormone activity. Lineage: Eukaryota; Metazoa; Chordata; Aves; Passeriformes; Corvidae.
AAAGCAGCCCAAGUUCACUAGCUCGGCACUUCGCAGGCGGCAGGAGGGACCUCGGGGCUCCGCUCUGAACUUUGACUCCCGUCCCGUCCCGUCCUCUCCCCGGGGCUGCCCUCGGCUCCCCGCUGCCCCCCCGGCCCCCCUCCCGCUCGGCCCCGCAGGAUGCAGAUCUCACCCUUGCUGGCUGGUGGACUUUUACUCGCGCUGCUCUCCGUCAGGCUGGAGGCGAAGCCGGCGUCUCAGCUCCCACAGAAGGCCUCCCGCGGGUCGGCAGCGGCGGCGGCGGCGGCGGCGGCAGCGGCAGCGGGUCCGCCCGAGUCGGCGGAGCGGGAAAAGGAGCGGGAGAAGGAGCGGGAGAAGGAGCGGACCGGCGGCGGCGGCGGCUCGGGCCCGCGGGAGGCGCGGGAGGCGCGGGCCGAGGCGCGGGCGCGGGCGGGCUGGGCGCGCCUGCUGCAGGACCCGCCGGGCCGCCGCCACAAGGGCCUCCACAAGAAGGGCCUGGGCAAGGGCUGCUUCGGGCUCAAGCUGGAUCGCAUCGGCACCAUGAGCGGCCUCGGAUGCUGAGGGACCCCUGGCGGGCUUUGAAUCUGUAGUCCACUUUAUCCUACCAUGUGCGGCCAGGCACGGCCAUCCCCCAAGCAACACCUAGAAGAGCAGGGACCCUCUUGGAAUGGACAAAAGAUGUGGCUGUGUUUUUCUUUUUGGUACGAGGAGUCAUGGCACCAGCUGUUUUGGUUUUGUUAUUUUUUUAACAAGUGCUCUCUAUCUUAUAUAUAUUAUAUAUACAAACACUCACCGAGACAAGGGACAGUGCUUUUCCAAGAGACUGAUGAAGCCAGCUGUAUAACGUUGCUGUUUGUAAAUUCAUGUCAUGCAUAAAUGUAUUUAUGUUGUAAAGCUAUUUAUAUAUUGUUUAUAAAGAGAUAUUUAUAAAAAAAUUAUUUAUGUAACUAAAUGAAAAGUCAAGCAUUGUAACAUUUUUUGUCCUAAGUAGUUGAAAAACUUUAAAAAAAAAAUCAUUCCAUGUG